AUGGGCCUCACCAUCUCCUCGCUCUUCUCUCACCUCUUCGGCAAGAAGCAGAUGUACAUGCUGAUGGUUGGAUUGGAUGCUGCUGGGAAGACAAUUCUGUAUAAACUGAAAUUAGGGGAGAUAGUCACUACCAUUCCUACCACUGGUUUUAAUGUGGAAACAAUAGAGUAUAAGAACAUUUGUUUCACAAUAUGGGACAUCAGUGGUCAAGAUAAAAUUGGGCCUCUCUGGAAGCAUUACUUCCAGAAUACCCAGGGUCUUAUUUUAGUGGUAGAUAGCAACUUCUUUCACAACGAUUGUGAAAGAAUUCAGGAAGGAGCAGCUAUGCUGCAGAAAAUGCUUCUGGAAGAUGCUACUGCUCUUUGCAACAAACAGGAUUUGCCAAACACUAUGGCCAUCAAUGACAUGACAGAUAAUUUAGGUCUUCAGUCUCUCAGUAACAGAACAUGGUAUGUCCAAGCCACUUGUGCUACCCAAGGAACUGGUCUGUAUGAGGGACUUGAUUGGCUGUCAAAUGAAUUUUCAAAAUGCUAAAUGAACUGGGAUAUCUAUCUAACCAAGGACAUGUUUGAUAGAAUUGGUCUAGACUUGUUACAACAAAAUUAGUUUGCAUCUUGGUUAUUAAAGGAUAUCUGAGACAG
Phodopus roborovskii (desert hamster) is the source of this 641-nucleotide messenger RNA. RefSeq names its product ADP-ribosylation factor 4-like. The coding region runs from base 1 to 534 and encodes 177 amino acids. Gene Ontology annotation, cellular component: cytoplasm; plasma membrane. Gene Ontology annotation, biological process: vesicle-mediated transport; intracellular protein transport. Lineage: Eukaryota; Metazoa; Chordata; Mammalia; Rodentia; Cricetidae. The transcript is spliced from 2 exons. The record is from RefSeq and is a predicted model, not a curated record. Gene Ontology annotation, molecular function: GTP binding; GTPase activity.